Messenger RNA from Aethalodelphis obliquidens (Pacific white-sided dolphin), 3476 nucleotides. It is a transcript of the gene IARS2, whose product is annotated as isoleucyl-tRNA synthetase 2, mitochondrial. Gene Ontology annotation, cellular component: mitochondrion. The transcript is spliced from 23 exons. Gene Ontology annotation, molecular function: isoleucine-tRNA ligase activity; ATP binding; aminoacyl-tRNA deacylase activity. The record is from RefSeq and is a predicted model, not a curated record. NCBI's taxonomy places the organism in Eukaryota, Metazoa, Chordata, Mammalia, Artiodactyla, Delphinidae. Gene Ontology annotation, biological process: mitochondrial translation; isoleucyl-tRNA aminoacylation. Bases 57 to 3095 code for a protein of 1012 amino acids.
GGGCGGGAAGUUAGGCCCCGGCGCCUCUCCGGAGCCUGGGGUUGGCCUGGCUCGCCAUGCGUUGCGGGCUGCGCCCUCGCGGGCCGGGAGCAGCGGCCCUGGCCGUGGCCCGGAAUUUGUGGGUGCCGCCCCGCCUUCCUCGUCGGCCUGGCUGGCGAGGGGCGACGAGGAGGCUUUUGGUGCGGUCAGUCACCGGGGCCAGUAACCAGCUGCAGAAUUCGAGUAAUGGCAGCUAUCGGGACACGGUGUUGCUGCCGCAGACCAGCUUCCCCAUGAAGCUGCUGGGCCGCCAGCAGCCCGACACGGAGCUGGGGGUCCAACAGAAAUGUGGAUUUUUGGAACUUUAUUCAUGGCAAAGAGAAAGAAAAGUGAAGACAGAGUUUUGUCUUCACGAUGGACCUCCUUAUGCAAAUGGUGACCCUCAUGUUGGACAUGCUUUAAAUAAGAUUUUGAAAGAUAUAGCCAACCGAUACCAUAUGAUGAGAGGUUCCAAAAUACAUUUUGUGCCAGGCUGGGAUUGUCAUGGCUUACCCAUUGAAAUAAAAGUAUUAUCAGAACUUGGUGGAAAAGCUCAGAAUCUUUCAGCUAUGGAAAUUAGAGAGAAAGCUAGAUCAUUCGCCAAGGCAGCAAUUGAGAAACAGAAAUCGGCAUUUAUUCGUUGGGGAAUAAUGGCAGAUUGGAAUAAUUGCUACUAUACAUUUGAUGGAAGAUAUGAAGCCAGACAGUUGAGAAUUUUCUAUGAAAUGUAUGAUAAGGGCUUAAUUUAUCGAUCUUAUAAACCUGUGUUUUGGUCUCCCUCAUCAAGGACUGCAUUGGCUGAAGCAGAACUUGAAUAUAAUCCAGAGCAUGUCAGUUGCUCAGUAUAUGUAAAAUUUCCUCUCUUGAAACCUUCUCCUAAGUUGGCAUCUCUUAUAGAUGGUUCAUCUCCUGUUAGUUUCUUAGUCUGGACCACCCAGCCUUGGACAAUUCCAGCCAAUCAGGCUGUUUGUUAUAUGCCAGAAUCAAAGUAUGCUGUCGUGAAGUGUUCCAAAUCUGGAGACUUCUACGUUUUAGCUGCAGAUAAAGUAACAUCUGUUGCUUCUACUUUGGAAACAACAUUUGAGGUUAUUUCAACAUUUUCUGGUGUUGACUUGGAAAAUGGUACUUGUGCUCAUCCUUUCAUUUCUGAGAGGGUGUCUCCUCUUUUACCUGCCAGUCAUGUGACCAUGACAAAAGGAACAGGGUUGGUUCACACAGCCCCAGCUCAUGGUAUGGAAGAUUACAGUGUAGCUUCUCAACACAACUUGUCCAUGGAUUGUUUAGUGAAUGAAGAUGGAGUCUUCACAGAUGCUGCAGGUCCUGAACUGCAAAACAAAGCUGUUCUUGAAGAGGGAACAGAUGCGGUUAUAAAGAUGCUUCAGGCUGCAAAGAAUUUGUUGAAAAAGGAAAAAUUGGUACACAGCUAUCCCUAUGACUGGAGGACUAAGAAACCAGUAGUUAUUCGUGCCAGCAAGCAGUGGUUUGUAAAUAUCACGGAUAUUAAGACUACAGCCAAGGAAUUGUUAAAAAAAGUGAAAUUUAUUCCUGGAUCAGCACUGAAUGCCAUGGUUGAAAUGAUGGACAGGCGGCCAUAUUGGUGUAUAUCAAGGCAAAGAGUUUGGGGUGUUCCAAUUCCUGUGUUUCAUCAUAAGACAAAAGAUGAAUUCUUGAUCAACAGCCAAACUAUUGAGCAUAUUAUUAAACUAGUGGAGGAACAUGGCAGUGAUAUCUGGUGGACUCUUCCCCCGGAGCAACUUCUUCCAAAAGAAGUCUUAUCUCAGGUUGGUGGUCCUGAUGCUUUGGAGUAUGUGCCAGGUCAGGAUAUUUUGGACAUCUGGUUUGACAGUGGAACUUCAUGGUCUUAUGUUCUUCCAGGUACUGACCAAAGAGCAGAUUUGUACAUGGAAGGAAAAGACCAGCUUGGGGGUUGGUUUCAGUCUUCCUUAUUAACAAGUGUGGCAGCAAGGAAUAAAUCACCUUUUAAGACAGUGGUUGUUCAUGGAUUUACCCUUGGAGAAAAGGGAGAAAAGAUGUCCAAGUCUCUCGGGAAUGUCAUUGAUCCUGAUGUUGUCAUUAAUGGAGGACAAGAUCAAAGCAAAGAGCCUCCCUAUGGUGCUGAUGUCCUUCGCUGGUGGGUCGCUGAGUCCAAUGUCUUCACUGAAGUGAUAAUUAGUCCAUCUGUACUGAAUGCUGCCAGAGAUGAUAUUAGCAAGCUUAGGAAUACACUCCGCUUUCUUUUGGGAAACGUGGCUGGUUUCAACCCAGAAACAGAUUCUAUCCCUGUUAACAAUAUGUAUUUCAUAGACCAGUAUAUGCUACACUUACUGCAGGAUUUAGCAAACAAGAUUACCGAUGCAUAUAAGCAGUAUGACUUUGGAAAAGUUGUUCGGCUAUUACGAGCAUUUUAUACCAGAGAACUCUCCAACUUUUAUUUCAGCAUAAUCAAAGAUAGGCUUUAUUGUGAAAAUGCAGAUGAUCCCAAACGACGCUCUUGUCAGACUGCAUUAGCCGAAAUUUUGGAUGUAAUGGUUCGUUCUUUUGCUCCCAUUCUUCCUCACUUGGCUGAAGAGGUAUUCCAGUACGUACCUUACAUUAAAGAACCCAAGAGUGUUUUUCGUACUGGAUGGAUUAGAACCAGUUCUAUCUGGAAGAAGCCUGGACUGGAAGAAGCAAUAGAGAGUGCAUGUGCGAUGAGAGAUUCAUUUCUUGGAAGCAUCCCUGGCAGAAAUGCAGCUGAGUAUGAGGUUAUCAUUGUGAUUGAGCCUGGACUGCUUUUUGAGAUAAUAGAAAUGCUACAGGCUGAGGAGACUUCCAGCACCUCUCAGCUGAAUGAAUUAAUGAUGGCGUCCCAGACAACUUUGCUCUCUCAGGAACCACGAGCAGUAACUGCAGAUGUCACUGAGCUUAAAGGGACAUUUCUAAUCAACCUAGAAGGUGGUGAUAUUCGUGAAGAGUCUUCAUAUAAAGUAAUUGUCAUGCCAACUACCAAGGAAAAAUGCCCUCGCUGUUGGAAGUACACUGCUGAGUCAUCAGACACACUCUGUCCGCGAUGCACAGGAGUUGUGAGAGGGAAGUAAUACCUCGCUGUGUUGAGGGCUUUCUGAGCAAGAACUUCCUGACGGGACUGCCUGGGGGUUUAGGUGGAUUGUUCACAGCACUGCAAAGAAAUCCAAGAUUUAGGUAAUGAGUGGAAGAGUAAGUGGUAGAGGAUGAGAGUCAGAGUUAGAGCUACAAGCUUUUUCUGCAACUAAAUAAAAAAUGACGUGUAUAUAUACACAUGGAAAAAUAUACCUAUGCAGAUGGAUCCAUAAUGGACUUCCUCAGAACACAGACACUGAAAAUGCUUGCCUACAAACGUGGCUCAGCAGAAAAUGUUUUAUAUUUUAUCAGUCUUCUUGACUCAGUAUUUAAGUUCUAUAAUGUCUAAAAAUAAAGGCACCUGGGAAAUUACUGACUGA